AUGGGGGGCCCGGAAGGCAGGGGUCAAGGCGGCGGUCGCGGUGGGGGCGGGGCGUGGGGCUCGCUUCGGCCGGCCGUGCCCGGGUGGGGCUGGCGGGGACCCGGACCCCGAGUGACCCCGACCCUCCUUGUGUCCACAGAUGGCAUCCACAGUGUCGUCGCGCUCUGCACCCUGCGGGUCACCAUCAUCACGGACGAUAUGCUGACCAACAGCAUCACCGUCCGCCUGGAGAACAUGUCGCAGGAGAAGUUCCUCUCCCCGCUGCUGUCCCUCUUCGUGGAGGGCGUGGCCACGGUGCUGUCUACCACCAAGGACGACGUCUUCGUCUUCAACAUCCAGAACGACACGGACGUCAGCUCCAACAUCCUGAACGUGACCUUCUCGGCCUUGCUCCCCGGCGGCGUCCGGGACAAGUUCUUCCCGUCGGAGGACCUGCAGGAGCAGAUCUACCUGAACCGCACGCUGCUGACGGCCGUGUCCGCCCAGCGCGUGCUGCCCUUCGACGACAACAUCUGCCUGCGGGAGCCCUGCGAGAACUACAUGAAAUGCGUGUCCGUGCUCAAGUUCGACAGCUCGGCGCCCUUCAUCAGCUCCACCACCGUGCUCUUCCGGCCCAUCCACCCCAUCAACGGGCUGCGCUGCCGCUGCCCGCCCGGCUUCACGGGCGACUCCUGCGAGACGGAGAUCGACCUGUGCUACUCCAGCCCCUGCGGCACCCACGGCCGCUGUCGCAGCCGCGAGGGCGGUUACACCUGCGAGUGUCUGCAGGAUUUCACAGGAGAGCACUGCGAGGUGAACUCGCGCUCCGGCCGCUGCGCCAACGGCGUGUGCAAGAACGGGGGCACGUGUGUGAACCUGCUCAUCGGCGGCUUCCACUGCGUGUGCCCCCCCGGCGAGUUCGAGCGGCCCUACUGCGAGGUGACCACCAGGAGCUUCCCGCCCCGGUCCUUCGUCACCUUCCGAGGCCUGAGACAGCGUUUCCACUUCACCGUCUCCCUCGCGUUUGCCACCCAAGAGAGGAACGCCCUGCUGCUCUAUAAUGGCCGCUUCAACGAGAAGCACGACUUCAUCGCCCUGGAGAUUGUGGGCGAACAGGUGCAGCUCACCUUCUCAGCAGGUGAGGCUACCACAACGGUGACCCCGCAGGUCCCGGGGGGCGUGAGUGACGGGCGCUGGCACUCGGUGCAGGUGCAAUAUUACAACAAGCCCAACAUCGGCCGCCUGGGCCUGCCCCACGGGCCAUCUGGAGAGAAGGUGGCCGUGGUGACCGUGGACGACUGUGACACGGCCGUGGCUGUGCGCUUUGGUGGCCUCGUCGGGAACUACAGCUGCGCUGCCCAGGGCACACAGAGCGGCUCCAAGAAGUCCCUGGAUCUGACCGGCCCUCUGCUCCUGGGAGGCGUCCCCAACCUGCCCGAAGACUUCCCCGUGCACAACCGGCAGUUUGUGGGCUGCAUGCGGAACCUGUCCGUGGACGGGAAGAACGUGGACAUGGCCAGCUUCAUUGCCAACAACGGCACCAGGGCAGGUUGUGACGCUCAGAGGAACUUCUGUGAUCGGACGUGGUGUCAGAACGGGGGCACGUGCGUGAGCAGGUGGAACACCUAUGUGUGCGAGUGCCCGCUGCGGUUCGGCGGAAAGAACUGUGAGCAAGUCAUGCCUCACCCCCAGCGCUUCAGCGGGGAGAGCGUCGUGUCCUGGAGCGACCUGGACAUCACCAUCUCCGUGCCCUGGUACCUGGGGCUCAUGUUCCGGACCAGGAAGGAGGACGGCGUGCUGAUGGCGGCCACCGCAGGCAUGGCCUCCAGGCUGCGUCUCCAGAUCCUGAACAACCACGUCCAGUUCGAGGUGUCCCACGGCCCCUCGGACGUGGCAUCCAUGAGGUUGUCCAGGUCACGCGUGACUGACGGGGAGUGGCACCACCUGUUGAUAGAACUGAAGAGCGCCAAGGAAGGCAAAGACAUCAAGUACCUGGCGGUCAUGACCCUGGAUUACGGGAUGGACCAGGACACGGUGCAGAUCGGGAACCAGCUUCCGGGGUUGAAGAUGAGAAGCAUCGUCGUGGGCGGCGUGUCCGAGGAUAAGGUCUCCGUGCACCGCGGUUUCCGGGGCUGCAUACAGGGGGUGAGAAUGGGCGAGACGUCCACCAACAUCGCCACGCUCAACAUGAACGACGCCCUCAAGGUCAGGGUGAAGGACGGCUGUGACGUGGAGGACCCCUGCUCCUCCAGCCCCUGUCCCCCGCACAGCCGCUGCCGUGACGCCUGGGACGCCUACUCCUGCAUCUGUGAUAAAGGGCACUUUGGAAGGAAGUGCGUGGACGUGUGCCACCUGAAUCCCUGCGAGCACGUGUCGGCCUGCGUGCACAGCCCCAGCUCCCCGCGGGGUUACGUGUGCGAGUGUGGAUCCAGCCACUACGGGCAGUACUGCGAGAACAAGAUCGACCUUCCGUGCCCCAAAGGCUGGUGGGGGAACCCCGUGUGUGGACCUUGCCACUGUGCUGUCGGCAAGGGCUUCGAUCCCGACUGCAACAAGACCAACGGACAGUGUCAGUGCAAGGAGAAUUACUACAGGCCCCCGGACCAGGAUGCCUGCCUGCCGUGCGACUGCUUCCCGCACGGCUCCCACAGCCGCGCCUGCGACAUGGACACUGGGCAGUGCGUCUGCAAGUCGGGCGUCAUCGGCCGUCAGUGCAACCGCUGUGACAACCCUUUUGCCGAGGUCACCAUGCUCGGCUGUGAAGUGAUCUACAAUGGGUGUCCCAGAGCAUUCGAGGCCGGCAUCUGGUGGCCGCAGACCAAGUUCGGGCAGCCGGCCGCGGUGCAGUGCCCCAAGGGAUCCACGGGGAAUGCAGUCCGGCACUGCAGUGGGGAGAAGGGCUGGCUGCCCCCGGACCUCUUCAACUGCACCACUGUCUCCUUUGUGGAGCUCAAAGCCAUGAAUGAGAAGCUGAGUCGUAACGAGACGCAGAUGGACGGCGAGCGGUCCCUGUGGCUGGCCAGGGCGCUCCGGAACGCCACACAGCACGCGGGCGCGCUUUUCGGCAACGACGUGCGGACGGCCUACCAGCUGCUGGGCCGCGUGCUGCUGCACGAGAGCGGCCAGCAGGGCUUCGAGCUGGCGGCCACGCGGGACGCCCACUUCCACGAGGACGUGGUCCGCACGGGCAGUGCCCUCCUGGCCCCGGACACCCAGGCCGCGUGGGAGCAGAUCCAGCGGGGCGAGGCGGGCGCCGUGCAGCUGCUGAAGCGCUUCGAGGCCUACUUCGGGAACGUGGCACGAAACGUGCGCAGGACCUACCUGAGGCCCUUCGUCGUCGUCACCGCCAACAUGAUUCUUGCCGUGGACGUCUUCGACACGUUCAACUUCACGGGAGCCAGGGUGCCGCGGUUCGAGGACGUUCGUGACGAGUUCCCGAAGGAGUUAGAGUCCUCUGUGUUCUUCUCGGCCGACUUCUUCAGACCCCCCGACAGGAAAGAGGGCCCCACGGUGAGGCCGGCCGGCCGGAAGGCCGCCCCGCAGACGGCGCCCCUGGGGCCCGGAACCGAGAGGGAGGCCCCGUUCAGGAGGCGCAAGAGGCACCCCGAUGAGCCGGGCCGGUUCGCCGUCGCCCUGGUCAUCAUCUACCGGACCCUGGGGCAGCUCCUGCCCGAGCACUAUGACCCUGACCGCCGCAGCCUCCGGUUGCCUAACCGGCCGGUCAUUAACACACCAGUGGUGAGCGCCGUGGUUUACAGCGAGGGGGCCCCGCUCCCCAGCCCCCUGGAGAGGCCCGUCCUGGUGGAGCACACCCUGCUGGAGACCGAGGAGCGCACCAAGCCCGUCUGUGUGUUCUGGAACCACUCCAUCACCAUCGGCGGGACUGGAGGGUGGUCGGCCAAGGGCUGCGAACUUCUGUCCCGGAACCGGACCCACGUCAUCUGCCAGUGCAGUCACACCACCAGCUUUGCCGUGCUCAUGGAUGUCUCCAGACGAGAGCACGGGGAGGUCCUGCCCCUGAAGAUCGUCACCUACGCUGCCGUGUCCUUGUCCCUGACCGCCCUGCUGGUGGCCUUCGUCCUCCUCACGCUGGUGCGGACUCUGCGCUCCAACCUGCAUGGCAUUCACAGGAACCUCAUCGGAGCCUUGUUCUUCUCCCAGCUGGUCUUCGUGAUCGGGAUCACCCAGACCGGAAACCCGUUUCUGUGCACGGUGAUCGCCAUCGUCCUGCACUACGUCUACAUGAGUACCUUCGCCUGGACCUUUGUGGAGAGCCUGCACGUGUACCACAUGCUGACCGAGGUGCGCAACAUCGACGCCGGGCCCAUGAGGUUCUACUACGUCGUGGGCUGGGGCAUCCCGGCCAUCAUCACAGGACUCGCGGUGGGCCUGGACCCCCAGGGCUAUGGAAACCCCGACUUCUGCUGGCUGUCCCUUCGAGACACCCUCAUCUGGAGCUUUGCCGGGCCCAUCGGAACGGUUAUAAUUGUCAACACAGUCAUUUUUGUCCUGUCUGCAAAGGUGGCCUGCCAGAGAAAGCACCAUUAUUACGAAAGGAAAGGAGUCGUCUCCCUGCUGCGCACCGCCUUCCUCCUGCUGCUGCUCACCAGCGCCACCUGGCUGCUGGGGCUGCUGGCCGUGAACAGCGACGCGCUGACCUUCCACUACCUGUUCGCCGUCUUCAGCUGCUUGCAGGGUCUCUUCGUCCUCCUGUUCCACUGCGUGCUCAACAGGGAGGUCCGGAAGCACCUGAAGGGAGUCCUCGCCGGGAAGAAGCUGCACCCGGAUGACUCGGCCACCACGAGGGCCACCCUACUGACGCGCUCCCUCAACUGCAACCACACCUACAGCGAGGAGCCCAACAUGUUCCGCACGGCCCUGGGCGAAUCCACAGCCUCGCUGGACAGCACCAUCAGGGACGAAGGGGGCCAGAAGCUCAGCGUGUCCUCUGGGCCAGCGCGGGGUGGCCAUGGGGAGCCAGAUUCGUCCUUUGUCCCCAGGAGCACCAAGAAGCCCCACGGCCACGAUUCAGACUCGGAUAGCGAGCUGUCCCUAGAUGAGCAAAGCAGCUCUUACGCCUCCUCACGCUCAUCGGACAGCGAGGACGAUGGGGUGGAGGCCGAGGACAAGUGGGAUUCGGCUCGGGGCCCUGUCCACAGCACUCCCAAAGCGGACACUGCAGCCAACCACAUCCCCGCCGGCUGGCCCAACGAGAGCCUGGCUGGGAGCGACAGUGAGGAGCCUGGUGACAAGCCGCGCCUGAAGGUGGAGACCAAGGUCAGCGUGGAACUGCACCUGGAUGAGCAGGGCAACCACUGCAGCGAGUGCCCCCCAGACCAGGAGAGCGGGGGCCCGCCGAGGCCUGCGGGAGUGCCCCCCAACCCGCCCCCUGAGCAGAGAAAAGGCAUCUUGAAAAACAAAGUCACUUACCCGCCGCCGCUGACCGAGAAGAGCCUGAAGUCCCGGCUCCGGGAGAAGCUGGCCGAGUGCGAGCAGAGCCCCGCGCCAUCGCGUUCGUCCUCCCUGGGCUCGAGCGACGGGGCCCGCGCCCCCGACGGCGCCAUCACCGUCAAGAGCCCGCGCCGGGAGCCGGGGCGCGAGCACCUCAACGGGGUGGCCAUGAACGUGCGGGCCGGGAGCGCCCAGGGCGCCGGCUCCGACUCCGAAGGCAGCAACGAAACCUCAAUCUGAACCAUCAGGAAAGCGGGACACGAGCCCAGCGCCUCCGUCCAGGCCCCUGUGCUGCGUCAAGACACCCUUGGACCUUGGAGCCCAAGGGACCACGGCCUUUCCAGGGAAGCAGGCCCUGGCGGUGGGGGUCCCUGUGGCAGCAGCCCCCUGGCUGGUGUGACGGACGGUCUGGACACAAAGCUCUGGGCUGCCCCCAGGGGCUCGGGGCUCAGGGCCCAGCUGACCCCUGACAAGUGCCAAAGGCCACAGGCACAAGGAGGCGUGGACUCCCGGAGGCUGGCACAGCUUGAUCCAGACCCAGAGCCGAAGCCGUGCGCCCGCGAGCCAGGAGAGGGCCCAGGCAAGAGCUGGCCUCGAGGGAGAGGAGCUGCCUGGCCUGGCUGGCUCUUUGCAAAGACACCCCUCGUCUUAAAAGCAAAGGACUUUGCUUCGUUGAAAAGGUGUAGAUGCUUCUGUAUAUUUGUAUGGAACUCUGAGAAGGCGAAAGCCUGUGUAUAUUUUGCAUUUGUACAGAUUGAUACGGAGAGAUCUGCAGAACGACCGCUAUUUUUUUUACACAAGGGAGAUUGUACGGUUGUACUUGAAUCUGGCACGCAUCGAUGCAGCUGGUGUCCCAGCCGAUCGGAGGUGGGAAGUGCGUCGGGAGUGAGGUUGUCUUUAAACAGAGGCUCCUGCUGCUGCUUUCGGCCAGUACACAAGGACUGUGGGCAUUACACGCAGCUGCCUGAAUUCACACACGUUUGCUUUCGAGACCUUUGCCAUCAGCUCCCAGCUGCCUCGACGGUGGUGGAUCCGAGACAGAGGCAGGGUGGGACUCCUGCAGGUGCCCCACGGCUGCCCCCCACCCCCGGUGCCCACACCGGGCCCGCUCUGGGCCCUGCAGGCCUCCCUGGCCCCCUUCCCAGGCCAUGUGGUCCUGCAGGUGGGGACUUCUGUUCCGCUGCUCCUGUCCCCAGUGGGAGGGACCUCGGUGUUCACACGUUCCCGAUUCAGACGGAGGUGUGAGGUCUUCCAGGAGGCCACGUUCCUUCCUGCCAAUUCUCCAGCUCUUUCAGACUCUGAGGAUCUGCGGGAGGGCUGGGGCCCCACCCCCGAGUCCGACCAAUUGCUUCAUUUUGCUUCAAAUGGCCAAUUGUGCACAGGGACAAAGCCGCAGCCACACUUGUCAAUGGUUACCAGGCUGUUUUUUGGAAGCUCAUACCGAGGAUCGGCUGGGGCCGUCCCACUGUGGGCAGUUGGCACAGUGCGGCCCAAGGGCUGUGGAACUGGGCCCAGAAUCACUCAGACACGUUUCAUUCGUUUUCUUUGUUCUUUGAAUCAGGCGCCCAAAUAAAUUACUAGCACAGCUGCUUCCAAAUACGAGAAACCAUAAGAUAUGCUAACAUCAGGUGACUUCCACGGCGCAGUAUUCUGACGGAAAGGAGGGCGCUGCUCGCGACACCAGGGACCGCGUACGGGAGACCAGUCUAAGGCCACGCACUUCACACCCAAGGGCAACAGCCCCCACGGUCCACAGGCUGGAAUGAAUGAUGUGCCUUAACAGGUGAGUGGCCUUUUGAAGACGGAAGAUGAUAGCAUCAGUAAGUGUUUACCACCGACGAGACGCUUCCUACGUAAAGGACGUUUUGACAUUCGCGAGUCUGAACACCCACCUUCACACCAUCACGGCCUCUUCUGCGACUCGGGCCCUUUCAGGUGGCUUUUGAUUUGAUCAGAAUUGUUACCAAAAACCAAUGGUCAAGUUUUAUUAAGACAGGAAAAACUGUAAACCUAUUUUUGUGACUUAAGACUUUAUAAGAGAUGAGACACUGGAGAUUUUUUUAACAAAUGUCUAUUUAUUGUUCAGAACACUGGAAUCGCAACAAGAGUCUGCAAUAAAUUAAGAUUUUUGAACAUGU
Messenger RNA from Herpailurus yagouaroundi (jaguarundi), 7568 nucleotides. RefSeq names its product cadherin EGF LAG seven-pass G-type receptor 1 (gene CELSR1). The record is from RefSeq and is a predicted model, not a curated record. The transcript has 34 exons. Gene Ontology annotation, biological process: cell surface receptor signaling pathway; cell-cell adhesion; G protein-coupled receptor signaling pathway. Gene Ontology annotation, molecular function: G protein-coupled receptor activity; calcium ion binding. Bases 1 to 5670 code for a protein of 1889 amino acids. Lineage: Eukaryota; Metazoa; Chordata; Mammalia; Carnivora; Felidae. Gene Ontology annotation, cellular component: membrane.